GAAGAGAGCGAAGAAGAAGACGAAGGGUGUCCAGUUUGCAUGAGAAAUGGAUCAGAAGAUUCCUUAUGAUGACUAUCAGCUGCCUGUUGUGUUUCUGCCCUCUUAUGAAAAUCCUCCUGCAUGGAUUCCUCCUCAGGAUAGGAUAAAUCACCCUGACUAUAACAAUGAGCUUACCCAGUUCCUGCCACGCACCAUAAUCUUAAAGAAGCCUCCUGGAGCACAACUGGGCUUCAAUAUCCGAGGUGGAAAAGCUUCUCAGCUUGGAAUCUUUAUCUCAAAGGUGGUGCCGGAUUCUGAUGCUCACAGAGCAGGACUACAGGAAGGUGAUCAGGUGCUGUCAGUUAACGAAGUGGACUUUCAGGAUAUAGAACACUCAAAGGCCGUGGACAUUUUAAAGACAGCCAGGGAGAUUAUGAUGAGGGUGCGCUAUUUUCCUUACAAUUACCAGAGGCAGAAGGAAAGGACAGUACACUAGGUGGCAGAGACGUACAGAAAAUUGAGCGGGGACCUGGUGAACAUGAAACGCACCAUCAGUGUCCCAGCUGAUUUCUUUGACUAAUACUGCAUUCAGCAUUCAUGUGCUUUCAGAGGUAUGAAAUAUAUUAGAGUAUAUACCUGGGACAUUCAUGAGAAUCUCCCCAGCUUUGAGGCACUACCCAGGUACUCACAUCUACUCAUAAUGGAAAUGUAUUGUAGAAACAAGUAAGAAACAAUAUUUGAUGCAGGAAACAGCUACACCAUGAGGAUGCACUGGAUGCGAUUAUUGCACUGUCUGAAACAACUAUUUUAACUACACAACAUGGAUAAACGUAUGUGAACUCCUGAUCAUCACACUUUUAUUUUGGCCUUCCCCAAACCAUCUGAAGUCAUCUUUUGUAUGUUGUAAUAUUAUUAAACACGUUCUCUCUCUGACUCUAAUGGACCUACUCCAAACCUGUUUCAGCAUGAUGAUAAGGGAAAGCAGAUUGCACACCAACCCUUCUACACACCAAGCCUUUAAUUUUUCUGUUAUAGAAUUUUGCUCUGUUAAGUAACUUAUAAUAAAACAUGGCACUUUUUUAUGGCAAACGACCCAUUUGUUUCGAGUGAGCAAAAGUAUUGGAAUGUAAAUAACACUCUUUGGUUGCAUAUUUCUUAUUUGUAAUAUCCUUAUUAAUGCGUGCUUGCAUUCCAAUACUUUCGGAAGGAACUAUUUCUUUACCUAGCCCAGGUUUGUUAGACUCCCUUCUGUUGAUUACAAAGGCUUAGUUUAUGUUAGAGGAGGAACACAACUGUCUAGUGCUGUUGCCAUGAGUAACACUGACACGUGAGGAUGCAAACACCCAUGCAUUCAACCAUGGAGUACUCUCCCAUGUCAUCAAACACCCACACAAAACAUCUUGUCAAGCAAGACUUUGUAGAACAUUUGGCCUCAUUCUUGUAUCAAACUAUAUAAAUGUAUCAAAUAUAAAAAGCAAUUUGUAACAGCAGUAAGUCUGUUAAAUAAGAUUAUGUAGAUGUGUAAGUAAAAAUGGUCAUGUCAUCUCAACCAGACAUUUAGCAAAUAAGUUAAGGAAAAUGUCAAUGCCUUUGUGUGCAGUUGAGUAUCUUAUAAUUUUCCAUGACCUAGUCAGUUCCUUUCAGUAGCACCUCAGCAAGUUAGCCUACAUUCCUCAGCAACGAGUUAUUAGCGUUACUUAACUCAUGUCCAAUUGUUAGUUUAAUAAAAUAAUAAAAAGAAUAAAUGAAUGCUAACACUAAUACUACAACUAUGCUAUACUAAUGCUACUGUACUAAUAAAAGUAGUACAUGCUCUCUGCUUUUUAAGCAUUAUAUAGAGAUAUUGUAGAGACACAGCAGUGUCUUUAGGGUGCGUUUCCACGUUAUUCUGGUUUCAGAAUAAGAAUCAGAGUUUGUUUGCAUGUAAUUAUAAAAACAAUUAUAGAAACAAAAGAGCAAAAUGUUUCAAAGAGCAGGUACAGCUGAAAAUUCACAAGUAAAAUACAUCUACUGAAUAGUUCACAAAGCUUUGCUAAGUGUUCAUAAAUAGGAUAAAAUUAACCCAAGCAGAGCGAACAUUAAGGUGAUUGUCUAUAAAUUACCAUAGAUAAUUAUAUACAUAGAGCGGAAGCCAUAGGUUUUUUUUACACCUAGACUAAAGACAUUCAGCUCAGUAUGAUAUAUUUUCUGUGUUAAGUCUGUCUAUUUUAUUUCCAUCAAUUUAGAAUUAUAUCUAAGAGAUAUAGCGCUUUUAUUUACCAUGUCAGAUUUAAAGUGGAUUAAAAAUCUGACUUUACUAUUUUGUAGCAUUCUGUUUAAGUUAUUUGACUCGGAUCAAAUGCAGGGGGUAGCUUGCACAGGAGUCCCACAAUGCUUUACCACAAUUGUUUGCUUAUUCCUCAUGACAGAACUGGUGUAACUGAGUCAGGUCUAUGGCUCUUCUUGCAUAGACACUUUCAGCUCAGUUCACAAUUUUUGUGAUAUUUUUCAGGUUAGGGCACUGUGAUUUUCACUUCAAUACUUUAUCUUUAAGCGCUUUUAUUACAAAUUUUAAGGUAUGUUUAGUAGCCUUGUCUCGCUGAAAAUUCAAGUAUGGACAGUAAUUGAACUUUCUGGCUAAUGUAUUGAGGUUUUGCUUCAUUUAUUUCUCACUAACCCUCAUUCCUAUUUUUUUAAUGUGCCAGUUACCCAAAUGCUUCAUAGUUAAGAUGGUUUCUUUGAAUCAAAAUUCUAACAUCACACUGAUCAUUGUGGUCUCAAAGACCAAUUUUUUUGUUCAUUCGACCAGAGAACACUUGAUUUUUUUAUUUAUUUAUUUGUUUGUUUUUUAAAUACCAGUCGUAGAGUGAGGUCUCCCUGUUUAAUGAACAGAAUCUCAGUUCAUGAUGAUGUAGGACUCUCUUAAGAGUGGCUGUACAUACUUGGAUGCUUGCUUCCUCAGACCCCUCUGUCACUUCCUUUGUUGUUGCUUUAGGGUUCAGUUAAAACUUUUGGACCAAAGCGUUAUUAAUGCCAGUUGAAAAGAUCUCUGGUUAGUUUUACCCUUUGGUAAGGUCUAAACACAAUAAUUACAUUUGGAUGGAUGUGGUCUCGUUCUGGUCCCAGAUGAACUUUAAAGCUCUUAGUUGGUCAGGAUUUGACCUCAAUCCAGACCAACAACAAAGCAGUUCUUUGCGAGUUUGAGCUCCUGUAGCCAGGUGCGCUUUGCAUGUUUGCAUGCUUAACAACAUGUCUUUGGGUUAACAAGUUGAAGUUCAGCAUGUCAUUGUAUUGCGCAAUAUUUACUCCCUUAUUCUGCCUUAGUCGACUGUAGACUGGAUAUCUUUUUAUUUGCAAACUGUGAUGCAGUAUUAUAGAGUAUUUUCAAGAUGGUUUCUUAAAGUGCAUUAAACAUUGUUAGCACAGUUUACUUUGCACAGAUAAUUACCACAGUUAUACGCAAAUUUCCAGAGCAAAUUCUUUCUUUAAUAGAAAUAUUCACUAGUACAGAACAUGGAUCUUCUUGUCGUGCUGAUGUUUUUGAUUCUGCCUUACACUCAUUUUACCAAAGAGGUAGUGUUAUUUUGUGAAAAUGCAUUUUGGUUCACUUGGAUAUUUCUCUGUGGAGAAACUAAACAAACCAAGGAGAAAAUUGACCAAGUUUACAAACUGGUCCAUUCAAUCAGACUGGUGCAGAAGAACUACUUAAGGUAGGUCCUUAAAUUUGGUCACAGGCUCCCACACAAUUAACUCCUUAUUAUGCCGCUGGCCAAACAAAAGCUUGUAAAAGUCAUUACAUCACUUUCUGGAAGCUUCCAGACUGCUAGUCAGUUUGGUAUAUGUAACAUUUUGCUUCCUGGUAUUCUGAUAUUAUAAAAAUAAAAAUGAAAUCUCAGUCUAAUCUCAAUAUAAUCUAAAGUACCUUUGAUCUGGAAAAGUAGAUACCACAGUUGAAAUCUAACAUGGUAACCUGAAAUGUGUGGAAUUGUGGGUCUUUAGCCUUAUAAUCUGUAUAGUUUUCUAUUAAGGUCUGAAAAAUCUCAGUUGAUAAAAGCAAACUGGCGAAAUCUAAUCUAGGUUAAACUAUUUUUUUUUCAUGGCCAUUAAAACAUACUGCCGAUCCAAAAAAAAAA
Molecule: messenger RNA, 4091 nt
Organism: Clarias gariepinus (North African catfish)
Lineage: Eukaryota; Metazoa; Chordata; Actinopteri; Siluriformes; Clariidae
Gene: pdzd11
Product: PDZ domain containing 11
Exons: 6
Coding region: 47-475 (142 amino acids)
Biological process (GO): neurotransmitter secretion; maintenance of epithelial cell apical/basal polarity; protein localization to basolateral plasma membrane
Cellular component (GO): cell-cell junction; synapse; basolateral plasma membrane
Molecular function (GO): protein binding
Source: RefSeq, a predicted model, not a curated record